CCUCGACCGCGUUUGAUUGGUUUCGCAUUUGUUCAAUUAAUUGUAGUCGAACGGCGCAUCUCGGUUCGGUUGGAUUGAAAAAGUGGAACAGCGGCAAUGUCGUCCAACCAAACGCAGCAUGUCCUAAAUCUUACGCCCACUGAACGGAGAAAAUUCAGCGACUCAUUCGAUUGUGUCAUUUGUGAUUGCGAUGGUGUCCUUUGGACCGUCUUCGAACCCAUUCCGGGAAUCGAGCAAGCUCUUGCGACUCUUCGCACCCAUGGCAAAACCAUUCGCUACAUCACCAACAACAGUGUCCGUACAUUUGACCAUUACGCGGCUCAAUUUCGAACUCUAGGCGUGACCCUGACCCCAUCGGACAUAAUUCACCCCGCCCUGGCCAUAGUACAACACCUGAAGUCGCUUGAUUUCCAGGGCCUGAUCUACUGUCUUGCCACGCAAUCCUUCAAGAACGUCCUCGUCAACGCCGGCUUCGAGUUGAUCGAAGGACCCGACCAACCGCUGGAGGAGUCCUUCAAGAAGAUCAUCGCCACCGUACACGAUCGGGCUCCAGUCAAAGCCGUUGUGAUCGAUGUAGACUUCAACAUCAACUACCCGAAGCUGCUGCGUGCCGAGCUGUACCUGAAGAACGAUCCGGACUGUUUGUUUAUUGCUGGAGCGACCGAUAAAGUGCUGCACGCCAGGAAGGAUUUCAAUCUGAUCGGUCCGGGACAUUUCUUGGAAGUGCUGGAGCAAUCGACCGGGCGGAAGGCAACGGUACUGGGUAAACCGGGCGACCAGUUGGCUGGGAAAGUGUGCGACCUUUUUGGGAUAGAGGAUCGCCGGCGGGUUCUCUUUGUUGGGGAUAUGCUGCAGCAGGACAUGGCCUUCGCCAGUCGAUGCGGGUUCCAGAAGCUGUUGGUCUUAUCUGGAGGGACGUCUACUGACGAUAUGCUCCAGGAGAGGGAUGUAGAAUGCAUUCCGAACUAUUACGCUGAUAGUUUGGCUGAUUUGGUGAAGAUGUUCGAGUGAAGGAUUUAUCAUCGCGUUAAAAGAAACACUGAAUUACACUGAGAAGAAUUUCCAUGUAUUUCCCAUAUACUAAAUCCGUUGAAAAUAUAUAUAUUUAGAUUUACUGUAUUGGUGUGGACACUUUGAGUUUAAGUGGUAGAUUCAUAGUUGUAUCAUUUCGAUGAAUAAAUGUUGAUGGGUUCAUGAAAAAUAGUUCCGCCUUCUACGGCGCUUCCUGUUGGAAAGGUUUCCCACUAAA
Armigeres subalbatus is the source of this 1249-nucleotide messenger RNA. RefSeq lists its product as uncharacterized. The transcript is spliced from 2 exons. Lineage: Eukaryota; Metazoa; Arthropoda; Insecta; Diptera; Culicidae. The record is from RefSeq and is a predicted model, not a curated record. Gene Ontology annotation, molecular function: phosphatase activity. The coding region runs from base 97 to 1011 and encodes 304 amino acids.